Messenger RNA from Phoenix dactylifera (date palm), 928 nucleotides. Its product is annotated as protein GET1-like. Gene Ontology annotation, biological process: tail-anchored membrane protein insertion into ER membrane. Gene Ontology annotation, cellular component: GET complex. NCBI's taxonomy places the organism in Eukaryota, Viridiplantae, Streptophyta, Magnoliopsida, Arecales, Arecaceae. Gene Ontology annotation, molecular function: protein-membrane adaptor activity. The record is from RefSeq and is a predicted model, not a curated record.
CUACUUUCCUCUGAUCCGCCGUCCAUCCGCCCAACGAGCCGCCGUGAGGGUAUGAACCGGAGGCUCCGCUCCUGUCGACCCGAUAACGGAUCCCCUCCCCCGCGGCUACGACGAUGGGCGGCGGAACCCCCGGCGACGGCGACCCUCUCUCCCCUCUUUCCAUCCUCCUCCUCGUCGUUCUUCUGCAACUCCUCGAUGGAUUUGUUGAGUUCCUCAGAAAGAGAGGAUUAAGAAGCAAUGAAGAAUUUCAACUGCGACAAGAAAUCGAGCAACUUUUAAAAGAGGCAGGCAAAUUAUCAAUGCCCUCCACAUUUGCUCAGGUUGUAAAACUUAAACGAGCGGCUGCAGCUAAAGAGAAGGAGCUGUCUAAAAGACAUGAGGAGUACAGCAAGGAGAAGAAGUGGUCAUAUGAUAUGUUUGCAAGAGCCCUGCUGGUUCUUAAGGUAAUAUUAUAUGCUGGACUUAUUUGGCAUUUCUGGGGUGUUCCAGUUGCAGCAGUUCCGCAACAUCUUUUGCAGCCUUUUGGGAGGUUCCUGUCCUGUAGAUCUGGAGAUGCUGUCACCGGUCAAAUCAUGGUUGGCAUAAUACCAUGGCUGCUUUUAGCUACUCAAGUUAGCAAGUUUUUGUGUCAAAAGCUGUCAAUUUUUUUUUUCAUGAUUAAAUCCUAAAAACUUUGCUUGCCCAGUAUAUAUUUGUAAUUUUUGAUCCAGAUUUUGGGAGGUUGGUAUGUGCUCUAGAUAUGUAAUCUCUGCUUGCUCCAUCUUUCGUUUCUUCACCCUCCUUGAACUGGGCAAUUUUCUUCAGUCAAAAGAUGGGGAGUGGUGUGUCAUUAAAGAUUUCUAGUCUUCAUCUUGGACGGGAACAUUUUGUAGAAUUUCAGAGUUUUCAACGUAGCACGCUUGCAUAAAAUAAAUUUGAAUUGUCAUCC